This is a messenger RNA of Parascedosporium putredinis, 1386 nucleotides long. Lineage: Eukaryota; Fungi; Ascomycota; Sordariomycetes; Microascales; Microascaceae. The record is from the annotation of a GenBank genome assembly.
AUGGAAUGGGAACGGGUCGCCAACGAAAAACCGCGAUUGAGCAACAGCUACGAAAAUAGGAUGGUGGUGGACUCAGCCACCACCACACCCAUGGACACUGCUGAUCCUAGCGGUGGAGGCGACAACCACGCCUACCCGUCCCCCUGGAACGCGAACCCGCGCCCACGCCAGUACCGCGAACAGAUGGCCCCGAUCAGGAUUAACGGCGUUGGCGAAAAUGCACCAAUUUUGUUGCACUGCGAGUGGAACCCCAAGGACCCGUCCAGCCUGGCGGCUGCUGGAACAGAUGCGCUAGCCCGUGUUUGGACCAUUACUCGUGCGACAACUGGCGCUCUGCCGAACGGCGACAGCAGCAACCCAUCGGGUCACGUGACAACCGUGAAUCAGCCGUUCCACAGCCUGGUUGAUGACGAGACACCGCCCAACACAAAUGUGACGGCGCUCGCGUGGAACUGGGAUGGGACGGCAAUCGCUGUUGCGACUGAGCAUGGGAAGAAGGCAAGAAUCAAUAUCUGGGGUCCUGACGGAUCGCACCUGCAAAGAUUCGAGGUUGCCCAGACACCAGUCAUCAAGCUGCGCUGGAACCCAAGCGCCACUGCCUUACUCGCCAUCUCUGUUGAUACUGGUGGCUCGAUUAUAACGAAGCCCGAAAGUAAAUCCAAAUGCUUCCUCACAAUGGACUCACCCAUUGUGGCAUUAUCGUUCACACCCGACGGCGCCUUUAUCGCAGGAGCUACAUCCAGCAAGGUUCUCAUUUGGAAGGUGGGAGACCAUGCGAUACCCCGCGCCAGCUGGAGCCGCACACCACACCCUGGCUGGCUUAGUCCAAAGGUGAACGCGGAAACGGACGAAGAAGACCCACACUGUCUUUGCUGGGAUGCGACAGGAACGAAACUGGCAUAUGGUGCCAAUAGUAGAGAUCUCCUCCGGGAUGCCCUUCCGCCCGAUUUGAACCACCACGACCAGCUGGUGACGACUGGGGAUGAGCUGCCCCGCUCACCCUGCCGUGCCCAACAUAAUCAACCCACACUGCAAGACUUGGGCGAUUCUCCCGUACUACGCCCCGUCCCUACCGUCAGCGAUACAUCAGCGCCGGAUUAUCACGGAGGCAACGGACUCCCUGACGAAGAGGAAUUCGCCAAACUCGUAGAGCACUGGGACCCCGCCAACGCAGACGUGGCGAUCCAGGACCCUUCGGACUGGAACCGCAACGGGGAAUACGGAGAUAUUGUGGGUGCCGUGACGGAGGCGAUCAAGGGCGCGGACGUGAGGGUGUACAGGGUGAGCAAGGACGCGACCCGGGUGGAGUACUUUGUCGUCGGGUGCGAGGGCAGCGGGAAGAGCGCGAGGCUUGUGGGUGUGAGGGCUCUGUCGGUUGAGAGCUAG